This is a messenger RNA of Manis pentadactyla (Chinese pangolin), 5361 nucleotides long. It is a transcript of the gene HLF, whose product is annotated as HLF transcription factor, PAR bZIP family member. The coding region runs from base 420 to 1310 and encodes 296 amino acids. Gene Ontology annotation, molecular function: RNA polymerase II cis-regulatory region sequence-specific DNA binding; DNA-binding transcription factor activity, RNA polymerase II-specific. Gene Ontology annotation, biological process: regulation of transcription by RNA polymerase II. The transcript is spliced from 4 exons. The record is from RefSeq and is a predicted model, not a curated record. Gene Ontology annotation, cellular component: nucleus. Lineage: Eukaryota; Metazoa; Chordata; Mammalia; Pholidota; Manidae.
CCGCCGGCGCUGGGAGGGGGGUGGGGUGGGACGGCACGCAGCCUCCGGUGCUGGCACGAGGAGCCGGGGCCGCGCGGUGCCUCGCGUCCUUCUGCAGCCGUCUGCAUAUUUUCUAAUUUCUUUUUCUCAAUUUUGAACAUUCUACAAGACGAGGGGUUCGAGGCAGGUGAGAGCAUCCUGCACAUCGCGGAGGAGCUGCGCGCUCUCCCGGGACCGUCUGCACUGGGAACCCGAAAGUUUUUGUUUCUGAUUUCUUAUGCAGAUGUAUUUACAAAGAUACAAGUGAUUUUUUUCCUCCCUCGUCUCCACCUCCUUUGAAAGCGAGUACUUUUGGCAAAGGAAGGAGGAAAAAGCUCUGCAACAUUUUAGGGGAAGGUUAAGGUGGGGUUUUUUUGAGAAAAAAUAUUGAGUGCAUCGCGAUGGAGAAAAUGUCCCGACCGCUCCCCCUGAAUCCCACCUUUAUCCCACCUCCCUACGGCGUGCUCAGGUCCUUGCUGGAGAACCCGCUGAAGCUCCCACUUCACCACGAAGACGCAUUUAGUAAAGAUAAAGACAAGGAAAAGAAGCUGGAUGAUGACAGUAAUAGCUCGACGGUACCCCAGUCGGCAUUUUUGGGACCCACCUUAUGGGACAAAACACUUCCCUAUGAUGGAGAUACUUUCCAGUUGGAAUACAUGGACCUGGAGGAGUUUUUGUCGGAAAAUGGCAUUCCCCCCAGCCCGUCCCAGCAUGACCACAGCCCUCACCCCCCCGGGCUGCAGCCGGCUUCCUCAGCUGCCCCCUCCGUCAUGGACCUCAGCAGUCGGUCCUCUGUACCCAUUCACGCAGGCAUCCCAUCCCCGAACUGUAUGCAGAGCCCCAUCAGACCAGGUCAGCUGUUGCCCGCAAACCGCAAUACCCCGAGUCCCAUCGAUCCUGACACCAUCCAGGUCCCGGUGGGUUACGAGCCAGACCCAGCAGACCUCGCCCUCUCCAGCAUUCCUGGCCAGGAAAUGUUUGACCCUCGCAAACGCAAGUUCUCCGAGGAAGAACUGAAGCCGCAGCCCAUGAUUAAGAAAGCCCGCAAAGUCUUCAUCCCUGAUGAUCUGAAGCAGGAUGACAAGUACUGGGCCCGGCGCAGGAAGAACAACAUGGCGGCCAAGCGCUCGCGCGACGCGCGGCGGCUGAAGGAGAACCAGAUCGCCAUCCGCGCGUCCUUCCUGGAGAAGGAGAACUCGGCGCUGCGCCAGGAGGUGGCCGACCUGCGCAAGGAGCUGGGCAAGUGCAAGAACGUACUCGCCAAGUACGAGGCCAGGCACGGGCCCCUGUAGGACAGCAUUUUGAGGGCUGGCUUUGGAGUAGAGGGACAGCUCGUUUCCCGUCUGAUGGCGCUGCACCGACCCAGCCUCGGUGACAUCAGCACGUUACCAGAGGCGGAAGCACGACUGAGUCACGUUUGGGUGUUGCGUGCAACGCUGGGCUUGUGCCCCUGGGUGGGGUCAGCAGUGCACACCGCGGCCCUUUGCCGUUUUAAGACAGUCCUCUCGUCAUCUUUCAGUUCCAGAAAAGAAAGGUGCCUCGUUUCUGCUGGACUGUGGAGACCUCUCCUGGGUUUUCCUGCCCCGCCCUCCUCCCCUCCUGCCCUUUGGGCGAGGCUUCCUGUGCGCUCUCCCCUACUCUGCCUGGGCCCGCUGCUUGGGUGCCUAAGAAGGGCCCUGGUAAAAUAGUAGAUCUCGGUUUUCAAGAUUGCCAGCUCUUGUUUCUGUUAAUCUGUAAGUUAACCAUGCUAAUAAGGUGCACAGAAUAACUUAGCACUACACUGCAGCUCUCUCUAUUCAGUUAUAGGUUGCUUUCCUCAGAUUUUCAGUUUUGGUGAUAAUCGUUUUCAGAUUUAAAGUGCUGUUUAGAUUUAUCAGAUCCCAUAUUUACUUACUGCUAUCUACUAAGUUUCCUUUUAAUUCUGCCAACCCCAGAGAAGUAGGAGUAUUAUUAGAGAACACAGAGUGUGUUUUUGCACCGUCUGUACCUAAAGCAAUAAUCCUAUUGUACGCUAGAGCAUGCUGCCUGAGUAUUACUAGUGGACGUAGGAUAUUUUACCUACCUAAGAAUUUCACUGUCUUUGAAAAAACAAAACCUACAGUAAUGCAUUUGAGCAUGCCCAGAACAUCCCCAGGACAGGAAAGAGGGAAAUGUCAGGUCUAAGAAUGAGGGGUUGAUUUAUCAGUGUAUGAGCCAAAAAAUGCAUCUUGGAACAGCUUAUCACAUUGUUACAUUUGCUUUUGUUUUCUCAUCUCUCUUGUAUCCCUACCCCCACUUUCCUAGUUCACUUUUUCCAUAUCUCUCUUGAUAUUCAAAACAACUCAAUUAAGAUUCAGUUUUCCUCCUUUUUGUAAUAUAUGUAUUUUUGUGAAUUAUACCUUGCUGUUUUAAAAAAUCAGUUAAGUUAAUAAGUUGAUGUUUUGUAAAACCCUUUUUCCUAGUGGUGUCACUUUUGAAUGCUUCAUAAAUCGAUGAUUCUGGAACUUAUGUUUCUUACUCUGUUUGCUUUGAAACAUAUGUGCUCUUAUGAAGUGGACUUCUGAAAAAUGAAUGUAAAAGACACUGGUGUAUCUCAGAAGGGGAUGGUGUUGUCACAAACUGUGGUUAACCCAAUCAAUCUAAAUGUUUACUAUAGACCAAAAGAGAUAUUAAAUUGUUUAAUGUUUAUACAGAGUAAUUAUAGGAAGUUCUUUUUUGUACAGUAUUUUUCAGAUAUAAAUACUGACAAUGUAUUUUGGAAGACGUAUAUUAUAUAUAGCAAAGAGAAAAGGAAAACUAUUUCAUGUUUUAAAAUUAUAUAGCAAAGAUAUAUAUUCACUGUUGUACAGAGAAGAAGCACUUGGGGGGUUUUGAAGUCUUUAAUAUUUUAAGCCUAUCACUGAUACAUCAGCAUGUUUUCUGCUUUAAAUUAAAAUUUUAUGACAGUAUCGAAGCUUAGUGUGACAAAUCCUCCUCUAAAAUCGUUAAGGGGCUUUCUUGUUUCCUAUUAGGUCUCCAAAAGAAGUCAGUCAACAACACCCAAAAGCACAAAAUGGAUGUUAGUCAAAUAUUUAUUGGAUGAUACAGUGUUUCUUAGGAAAAGCAUCUGCCACAAAAAUAUUUACUUCAAAAUUAUGAGUUCCUGGAAUGGAAUAUGACUGCAAGCACCCCAGACAAUUCUGUUCUCCUCUGUGGGCACGUGCGUCUUUUGCAGUAUAAGGUUGAUAUCGUUGUUAUGUGUGUGGUUUACAAUUUGGCCGAUGUUCUGACUUUAAAGAUGAUUGUUCUUUUGUUUCACUAAGUUGUGUAAUGUCAAGAGAUGCUGCUGUUACUGCAAAGAAACAUUUCGUGCUAGAUUAAAAUACCCUUUCAUCGAUGGUAUUUUCCAGUUUCCUGCCUCCAGAGUAUCUCAUUCUUUAAUGACGUGAUCUCGUCAAGCAAUGCUUCUCGGAGUAUCAUAGGCUUGGGAAACCUGACUAAUAGGCUAUUCCUGACUAAUAGGUAUCCCUUUUGUCCUGAGCUAUAGGGGACAGUAGGGAAUGGGGAGAGUAUUGAAAUUGAAAUACAUUGUUCAGGCAGAUAACUAAUAAAACCUUUGGCAAACUUAAGGAGAAUCGAGAAAGUGAUACUCAGAGACACAAGUGGACAUGGAGUUGACCUUUUUGUAGGAAAGAGACGAUUGCAGCAGUUAUUAAAUAUCAGCAGUCACUGAAACAGAGACAGGUGGUAUCUUUAAGUAGAGAAGUGUUGAAGGAUUGCAUCAUAGACCAUCCAAAUUCACUGAGGUGUAAAAAAAGUAGUUGAAAAAUUGUAUUUGAGCACUGGUCUUUCUUGGAAUUAGGUUGUUUGUACCAAAAGAGAACCACAAGUGUUGUCUGUGGAAGAAAUUAAAAGAUCAUAAUAAAAUGUAUUAUUUGGUAUGCCAGAAGAGGUUUCAAAACCUCUCCUUGUUUUAAAAAUGUUUAAACUUUGGAGUCUGUACAGGUGCAUUAUGUGUAGGCCAGUGUCACCACACACAACAUGAGAACUCAGUCCUGGAUUCACUGCCUUUUGUCCAAGGCAGUUAACCAGUAAAUAAGUCAGUUGUAAAUGGCAUGGGAAGCCAGGGCCUGAUUUGGAAUGACUUGGAUGGACCAGGGUCAAAUGAGUCCUGCAGACUAUUAAAAGAUUCCUGUUGUCAUUUGUCACCUUUCCAUCAAAAUCAUCUUUCAGAGAUGAAUUACUUGGCCAUCAAACCUGAAUCUAAAUCAUAUCAUGCCAACAUCAUUUAGACACAGUUUGGACUGAGUGGCCUAGGACUUUCUGACAAGGUCACUUCUUUGGACUAGACUUGCAAAGGGAGGCCAAAAUUGAUCAGCCUGUCCUGCUCAUGAAAACGGGGAAUGAGAGGACUGCACAUGAUCAGUUCCUUCUCUUGAGAAAGUGGCCACCUUUUGACCAUUCAAAACCCACAGAGGCAUGCCUGAUAAGCCUUUCAUCUUUAAAUAUGACAUCUGUGAAACCAUUCCUCAAAGCAAAAGGUCCAUUCGUUUGAGGAGUGCAGACGGGAUUUGGGUAUUGGGAGGGUAGGAAGCUACUAGAUAAUGGUGAGUUUCCUCUCAGUUUACCAGCUUUGUGAGGGAUUCCACACAAUCCUAAAUGUACAUGGAAAAGGUCUUGGGUUUGUUUUCAGAAGAAUCAAUUUUAAGUGGAGCCCCAGGGAACCCUACCACCCCAGGGUAAAAUGACAGCCAUUCUAUAAGAUGCAAAGUUACACUUUGCUUUUUCCAGUAGCUUGUCUAAUUUCCCCCUAAUGUUCCUUUAAGAAAACUCAAACAUUAUCAGUCGAUGAGAGUGAUCCCAAGGCAGGCUAGCUUGGCCUGCUCGCCUGUGUGAAGUACAGAGGCCAGGGUUUAACUGGGGUCAGCAAGCUGCCAAAGACUGGAGAGCAUGUGGCAGACACUGUCCGCUCUAUGUGUGCCAGCUUCCUGUUGAGGGCUCUGAGGUCCCCACUGGGGAGGCCAGGGUCUCCUCCAGGUUUUCCCUACAACUAAUAAUGUCAUUUUUCAAAUGAGCAAGGGCUUAUCCUAGAUCUUGCUCCACUGGAUUUGGCAACUAAAGUCAGUGCAUUUUGCAGAGUGCCAAGUGUGUGCAAGUAUUCAAGUCAUAAUAUCUUUCACUUUGGAGCGCCUUACCAAAUAUAACAGUAAUCCAUCAUUAUCCUUUUGGCAACACCACAAAGCUUGCAUCGUCUAAACAGGUACAAGUUCAUGUGAGGUCAGUUUAAUUGUACACCAUGGCAUGGGUGGUAUUUAUGUUGUUAAAUCCAAACCUUUAUUUGUCUGUUACUCUUUAUGUUUAAUAAACUUUGAAUUUUUCCCUUUC